UUUAUUUAGGGUCUAGAGAUGGUAUUUUAAAAGUCGAAUUCGUGGUCUGAACAAAUGCUGUGAAAAGAAGUAAAAUUAGAUGAUGGAACAUGGAUUUCUCGAAUGUGAGAGGUCUAUUUUUGUGGUGUGUGGUCGACAGGGAUCUGGAAAGUCAACAGUGAUAUCAACGAUCUUGAGGACCAACACUCUGUCAGCUACUUCUACACAUUUUAGUGACCUACAUUUACUAUCUGUGGUUAAGCCACAUCUGCUGAUAACAGACAUCGUAACAGAAUCUUCUACCGAACUGCAGAAAACUCUUAAAACUCUAAUAAGUUCAACUGGAAGACUCAAAACUUUGAUCCUCGAGGUAACCCUCACAUCCCCCGAUCAAUUAUCACACCUUGACCUAGAUCAAGAUCACGAUAUAUUGUGGUAUUACACACGGUCCCCCCAUGAGAUAACGUCCUCACUAACCCUCCCUCCUCAAGUCACCUCUGUAUCAGUCGAUAUAUCUCGUGUAAAGGAAUGGCAGAUUGCGGCGCACGUGCUGCACGCUUACCACACUACACCCGAUACAUUCAGUGCUCUGUCCACUUUCAGCACUGCCAAUUUAACUGUCCUGCAGAAUAAAGAAGUUUUUAGCAUUUUGAUGAAAUAUUUUAACGGUGUUUCAACUCGAACACUGUGGUAUGUGGUCAAGAUGCUAAGCCAUGUUGUGGAGAUGACCAUCCAACGGAUAUCAGAUAUCAACGAAAACUUUGGAAAGUUUCUUGAUAUUUACACAAAGAAUGUGGGGCUGAUGAUAGCAAAUCAGAUAGAGCAGGUUAUAAGAAUGUUCUCUGGACAGUUUGACCCUUCUCAGAUGUUUUCUGUGUUCCCCAAACUUGCUGUUCAAUGGCAACAAGUAGAGUGUAACCGUACCUCCACCCUUGCAACCCCCUGCCAAGUUCAUCUCCAGAAGCUCCUUUCCGAGUGUAGUGAACACUACUACAAGCACCUUGAUAUUACCAGUCGUCUCCAGAAAGAUGAGGAUCAUCUGGUGACUGGUGCUCUAAUCAACAUGCUGGGUUUUGAGGAAGUGGAUGAGAAAGUAGAUGAGGUGGUGGUGCCUGGAGAUGAUGGUAAUAUAGUGAUGUCUCCAAGAUUCUGUGUCCUCAUGAUGCAGAUGAUAUUGAGGAUGCAGGUUGACGUCCCUGUGAUUUUAUGGGGAAAGGAAGGUUCCGGAAAGUCCACCUUGGUUCAGUAUUUGAAGAUGCUGUACCAGAAGAGUGGGAGGCAGUGCAUGAUAAUCUCUCACGAUCCCGUGCUACAAGAAGUAUCUGAGUUAGCAAGAUUGGUACAGUCUGAAGCCUCUUCUCAAUCUGAUAUCGUUGUAAUUGUUGUUCAAUUGAGCAGACGGGAAGAUGUCCAAAAUAUCUUGAAAAUUGUGACAGAAAAGACUUUAGAUGGAGAACUAAGCUCAUUAAAUGUGAGAUUUGUUGUGGAGUUUUCGAACGAAUCUCUCAGAGAGUGUUUCGAUUCUCACUGUCUAAUAACUGUUGAAGUGGAUCACGUUAUUGUUAAAGGGUUGCUCGCGAGCAUUGGUCUUCCAACGGAAAUUCCUGGACUGUUGUUCACAUUGCUUAACAACAAAUCUUUUUCUUAUAGAAACGUUAUAAACUUUACUAAAGUUCACUCCUGGAUAGAUCAGGUGUUUUACUCAAAAUACCGCCAUCUUUUGAUGCCUACAAGCAGUAACACCGGUCACGAAUCAUCACUUAAAUCUGGAUGUGUAUUGGUACUGGCUACUGAGAUGGUGUUUGGAACCAACAAUGAUGACCUUCUCGAUGAAGUAGCAAAACAUUACGACAUUUCACAGCAACUCGAUAUACUUUUAUCCUACACUUUGGACAAUGUCGCUAAGGUUUUUUUCAAAAGAUAUAGCAGGCAUUUACCAAUACCAACAGAUUCAGAUGAUAUCUACAGAAGUCUAUUGCUAACAUUGAUUAGUCUGGAAACCCACAUACCAUUAGUUCUGAGCUCCCAGUUCGUACAGCCACAAUUGCUGCAGAGCCUUCUGACUAAUGACGGUAUCCUAACCGACUACAACUGUAAUAUCAGUGUGCUAGACAACACUGCUACACCACAAAAGGUGUUACAAUGUUACUGGGCGUGCUUAAAGGAAAGUGUUAAGUCUUCUCUUUGCAAUAGAGGCCCCUUACAGCACGGGGUUGUUGUCUGCGACGGAUAUUCGUCCCUAAAAUCAGCUGCAACCAGACGAGUGAUCUCAGAACUGGUUAAAUGCAAACCAGUCCGACCCCUUACUCCUGACAUCUCCCUUUUUAUACUGGUACAAAAGGGAACCGCUUCUAAGGAGCUGGGGUGCUGUCUUGAUCUUCUUGGAUCUGGCGUGGAGAUUGAACAAGAUAAUGUUCCUGAUGUUAGCUAUCAAGAUGCUAUUCACUCUGACAGUGAAUCAGACAUAACGGAACACUCAAAUUACAGUAUCUUGUCAGUUGAUGAAUCUACAAAACCCGAUUUGCAAGAAACUGAUGUCAGUGAUUCUUUCUCUCUGUUCAAAUGGAUCAGGAAAAGGGUUCUCCCACAAGGGGGAAACUUCCAGAAUAUUGCGAGUGCAGUACUGAUAAUAAGACAGGUGCUGAAGCGAGCAGAACCUGACAAUGACCUGAAAACACAGCUAGAGGGGACACUGGAUAAGUGGGGGGAAGUACUUCCUUAUCUCUGUAAUCUACCUCCCUCUAUUGUGGCUACAGCUGGCGACCUUGUCAAGUUGACCAAGAAGAACUUUGUAUCACAUCUGGUAGAGAUACGAAUAGGAGACCUGUGCUGUAAGCAGAUAAUAUCUUGGAGUAACGCGUAUUCCUUUUACACUGAAAUUAAAGUACUAGCCUUUGACACGAUCAGUGACAACCUCAGGACGAUCACUGAACAUCUGUUGUGGUUUUGCGAAAUGAGUUCCGUGUUCUGUAAAGUAAAGAAUGCAGACCUGUCUCAACAUUUGAAGGUAGCGAGCGACAUUACAUCUGGUAAAGACACCAGCUUCAGUAACUUCUCCUCUUGGCUGGAUUACCAGCAAGAUAACAGAAUACUGGUGUACUAUCUAACUUUACUGAUAAGAGAUAAGGACCUUAUCUUACCCGACUUGAUGGAUAUUGUCAGAGGGGUUCUGAGAGUUGUUGGGAGUGUGGAGGUACUUUGUGUCCUUCUUCGAAGUCUUGUACGAAAGUAUAACGUAGAAGCGCUUGAUAAGAUAUGCGAUGACAUCGGUCAAGUCCUUCCCUCUAAUACUGCUAUCGUAUCUGCUUUAGUUUGUGUUUAUCAGGAAGAAGAAGAGAAGAGAAUGGUUCACCUAGAAACUCUCCCGAAUACAGUCACUGUAAGGAAUGUUGCUUUGGUCCGACAAAGUGUUCUCUACUGCGCCCGCCUUUUAGUGGAUUUCUACGAUAAUUCCAACAGAGAACUAGAUGUGGACGUUGAGGCUUAUUUCAUUGCCAAAAACUCAGCUUCCAGCUUUUGUAUUCUGAAGACACUGAUAUCAGAAACCGAUAAUUCUGCUGUAAGACAGUAUAUCUUAAAGCAUCUGCUGGACAAAAGUGGUACAGAAUGUUUGAAAUACUGCUUAUCAGCCCUUCCAGCCUUGCAACUUGAUACAGUGUGUAGUGAAGAUAUGGUGGACCUCAAUGAAGUGAUAUCUGGAUACAAAGAUAUGAAGGAUAAAGUUUACCCUAUAUGUACUCUCUGUUGUGAUAAUGGGAAUUACAAGCCGUUGGAUAAAGGGGCUGCAUGUCUUCUGUACCUGGCCCAACAGAGAAGUACUACUGUGCAGUGUAACUGUCUUAUCACAUCCCUUCCCGGUCACAUGAUACCUGUUUUCAGCAUUAUCAACAGUCGCAAUAUGGGUAUACACAGCCGGAUAUCUGUGUAUCUGGCCAGCCAGCUCACCCCGGACGGGAACUCCUUCAUGAGGUACUUCCGGGAUCUGCUAACACACUCUGAUCUGGAUAAUAUCUAUUGGAUGGGCAUGCCUCAUGACGAUAUCUUUGAUAUUAUCAACACUGUCAGACCUUCCGAGAAAUAUGCUGGAGUGGAGAAGGUGUAUACAUUCUACAGGUGCGGUAACGGACAUGUGUACAGUAUUAACAACUGUGGUGACCCUUUACAGAAGGAACGAUGUCCGGAGUGCAAAGAAGUCAUAGGUGGUAGGGACCACGUUGUUGCAGAGCAGAACUCUAAAUACGACAACCACGAAAAGAUUAUGAUUGAAACAGGGUACACUUUGAAACGCGACGAAUUCGGACCAGGAAAGACUACCAUCCGAGAGCUAUCCCAACUUUCUACCACAAUCCUGUGGUACCUGACUCAUGCUAUAUUGUCUCUCAGAACUAACCGCUAUGUUCCGCCCAACGAUCCCGAUUUGGAUCACAAACAUAGAUUAGACCUAGCAUUCAAAGAAAUAUCAGAAAAACUGGAAGUUUCCCCUGAUACUGCGAUUAUGUUCCUACUGGAUGUUGUUGAGACACUCAGUGUAUACUCCAUGGAUACUCUGCUCUACAAAUCAGAGAUAGUUUAUGAUUCGUUAACCCCACAAGACAUUCUAAUCAUGCAAAAACUGGAAGAUCUCAAGAGUUGUAGAAGACACUGGGAACGCGAAUUUUCAGAUGUUGUCACAAGUGUUGGGGAACAUUCUGAGGUGCUUAGAGGGAAUUUGGCGGACUGUGGUUUGUCCAAAGUUAACCAGAAAAGUUAUGUCGGCAAAGAUACAAAAAUCUGCUCGACCGAUCUCACUGCUAUCAAGAGUGCAUGUUAUUGGGUCACGGAGAACAUUGUGAGGAACCCUUUUAGCAAACGUCGCACUGAUGCAGCGCGGUUAUCAAAAGAAGACGAAAAGAAGAACAAUUUGCUCAGAACUUUUACAGAGGAACAACACAAACUUCAUCUCAUACAACACUUACCCUUCCUAUUGACGCUACUGAGAGACCUGCAACACCUACUGAGCUAUAAAGUAGACUCCAGAACUCUACUAGAACCAGCAGCUGAUCAUAUCGCUGGAGCUAAUAUCAAGAAAUGGUACGAUAUCUGGUGCGAGCUAAAUGGAAUUUGGGAAGUCUCACAACUCAAUUACUCAGUCAGAGAAAUGAAACCUCUGGAUGAACUGAUUUUGUUUGAUAUCGCUCCAACAAGCUAUCAGUCAGGUCCUGGUACUGAUCUCCCUCCGAACUGCGAAUCUGGUUCUGUUACUCUUAACAUGAUCAAGUAUCUGUCGUUAUUGCAAAACAAGUUUGCUCCUGAAACGUCAGGCAGAAGUCAUGUCCCAAUUGAAGAGUUGCGGUAUCUGCAAUACAAUCCUGAAACUGUUUUUCCAUUCCUUUGUAAUGACCAAACUCACCUAUCAAACUAUCUCCAGUCUCACGUACUGAGCUCCAUCAGCCGCCUCCCCACUGACCACAAGGAGUACCUGCAAACCUUGAGUUCACGUGUUCUGUAUUACGAUCAGGACAGCCAGGACUUUGAGAACAUUGUUAAGUUUUACAAUAGUUUAGAAAACCACGUGGAUCUUGAAAGUUUAGAAAUGGAGCUUGUUAAGGGUGUGGUGGGAUGUGAUCUGUGGAAUUUACAUAAGUCUCUAACAGGAAUAAUGGCUGGGCUGGGAUCCGGUGAUAUUGUUCUUGAAAAUUUCUUACGUACACUCGACAUAGCUGCAGAUACAGUGGCACUCAUGUCACGAAAAGAUAAGCUGUUUGCUUUGUACAAACACGUAAAUCUUCUUUGUAUCCGUUCGACACUUUUCAACGAUUCACCUGAAAAUUAUUCCGUGUUUUCCAAGCUUUUAUCCAGCUUCUUCACCUCGAGUUUCUACACUAAGCCGUGUCCCACUCCCGAACUUAGUGAAGAGGAGCACAACGUUCUCCUGUCUCUUCUUGCGGAGUAUGUUUCUCUGAAGAUACUACAUCUAGAUAUUGAUAAGCCGGACUAUUUGGAGGGUUGGGAUUUGGGUGAAGCUUUGGAGUUGUAUCUGGAACAGUUCGACAACAGAGACCCGCAGAUGGUUGAAUUUGUGAGUGAUGGGAUUAAGGUCGACCAUGUGGGAUAUUUACUGAAUGUCGUAUUGCUUACUGGGCCGCGCUCAGCCUGUCAUUCCGCCGAAUCUCUAUAUAUGUUAAUGAACAUGAUAGCCUGAGGUCCCCAGGUAACGUAUUGCGAGUUUAAAUAAUAAACAGGUACUUUUAUUGUAUUAUAUUUAUACUUUUAACACGGAAUUCCUUAUUUUGAUAUUUUAGUUAUAUUAGUUAUUUUAGUUAUAUUAGUUAUAUUAGUUAUAUUAAGGGUUACAACGUACAAUGGAAUCUCACCACAAUUGUAUCAAUUGUUACUAAUUACUUCAUUUAAAAACUGCUGAUCGAUGGUACUUAAAACUCAAUGAAAUAAUAUUUCAAAUUAUUCAGUUCUGUGAUGUUUUCAUUAUAACAGUUUUCUAAAGAAACAUA
Molecule: messenger RNA, 6467 nt
Organism: Bolinopsis microptera
Lineage: Eukaryota; Metazoa; Ctenophora; Tentaculata; Lobata; Bolinopsidae
Exons: 21
Coding region: 80-6160 (2026 amino acids)
Source: RefSeq, a predicted model, not a curated record